CGGCGGGGCGGGCGGUUGCCGGGGCGGGGCGCGGCGCGGCGCGGCGCUUUUCUGGCCGGGGCGGGCGGCGGCGCCCAGUCCGGCGGCGGCCGCGGGAGCCCUGGCGACGGGCACGGCGAGGCGAGGCGGGCAGCGGCUCCGCGCGGCGCGUGCGGCUCGGGGCGGCGGCGGCGGCUGCAGCCGCGGGCUUACGAGCUGGGGCCAUGGUGCCGCCAGCCGGCGCUAGGCUCCUGCCGCGCCCGGCGCAGAGCCCCCCGCUCCGGCGCCUGCUGCUGGUGCUGCUGGCGCUCUGCCCCUGCGGCUGCCUGCCGCGCCGCCGGCCCGCGGCGCCGCCCGUCGUGCUGGUUCCGGGGGACUUAGGUAAUCAAUUGGAAGCAAAAUUAGAUAAGCCAUCAGUAGUGCACUAUCUCUGCUCUAAGAAGACGGACAGUUAUUUUACACUGUGGCUCAAUUUAGAAUUGCUUCUGCCUGUCAUCAUUGAUUGCUGGAUUGAUAAUAUCAGGCUGGUAUAUAAUCGAACGAGUAAGAUUACAGAACCACCAGAUGGAGUGGAUAUCAGAGUCCCAGGCUUUGGGCAGACGUUUUCCUUGGAGUUCCUUGACCCAAGCAAAAGGAGUGUUGGCAGUUACUUUUAUAUGCUGGUGCAAAGUUUAGUAGACUGGGGCUACAAGCGGGAUGAAGAUGUAAGAGGCGCACCUUAUGACUGGCGAAAGGCACCAAAUGAGAAUGGACACUAUUUCGCGGCCCUUCGCAAGAUGAUAGAGCUAAUGUAUGAACAGUAUGGAAGUCCUGUUGUCUUAAUUGCCCACAGUAUGGGUAAUAUGUACACCCUCUACUUUCUCAAUCAUCAGACUCAGGACUGGAAGGACAAGUACAUAAAGGACUACGUGUCAUUAGGUGCUCCUUGGGGAGGAGUUGCUAAAACUCUCCGUGUGUUGGCUUCAGGUGACAACAACAGAAUACCUGUCAUCAGUUCAGUCAAGAUUCGAGACCAACAGAGAUCAGCUGUUUCCACAAAUUGGAUGCUCCCUUACAACUACACAUGGCCUUCAGAUAAGGUCUUUGUAAGCACACCUACAACCAACUACACUCUGCGGGAUUAUCAAAAAUUCUACAGGGACAUCGACUUUGAGGAUGGCUGGCUCAUGAGGCAAGACACUGAACCCUUGGUAUACCAGAUGACACCACCUGGUGUGCGCAUUCACUGUCUUUUUGGUACUGGCGUAGAAACACCCGAUUCCUUCCAUUAUGAAAGCUUUCCUGAUAAAGAGCCCAAGAUCCUUUACAGUGACGGGGAUGGUACAGUAAACUUACAGAGUGCCUUGCAAUGUCAAAAAUGGGUGGACAUGCAAAAACAGGAAGUGGUGAUAUUUGAGCUUUCAGGAAAUGAGCAUAUUCAAAUGCUAUCUAAUGAUACUACUAUCUCCUAUGUGAAAAAGCUGCUUUUUGAUUUGUGACACCCUGCGUUGACAGUUAUCUUCCUCACCUAUGAUGCCUUUCCUUAAAUUAGGGAAAAUGCCUUUUGAUCCCUUGAUAUUUAGGUAGCUGAAUUAUUUAUUUGUUUUUGUGUUUUUUCUUCUGUGUUCAAGAAGUUGUUUGGUGUCCUAAACGAUAAUUUGUCUCUGAUUUGUGUUCAUGAUGCAUUGUGGUAUUUUCACAUUGUGAAAAUUUGGUCAAAUAUGUAUUUUGGUACCUCUGGUGUUGUAUCCAGUAUUCAUACACAGACUUUCAUUUGGAGACUGCAGCCCCUUGCACAUACUAUGUGAUUUUCUUUUGUGUGGGCUUUGAAGGGUUUGGAGGGGGAGGGCUGGGAAGGAUUGCAAUUUCAGUUGCCCCUGAAUCAAGGGAAAGAUAUUAAGAAUUUGGAAAGCAGAGUAAACUUAGCUUAGUUUGUAAGAGUGCAGAUCUACUAAGUAUCUUAGGCAAGAGGUUUGUUACUGCAUUACUUUUUGUCACAUCCAGUCUUCCUGUUGCUAAAUCUUUUGGGAAAGGGGAAAGAUGUGUGAAUUACUUGAAGCUUAUUAGGUAUCUUUUUCUAAAAAAACAAAAACAAAAAAAAAUUAGAGAAAGUUGUUUGCUCUUCAAAUUCUAGAGCCUGAUGACUUAAAAUUUAUAGUCUGAAGACUGCUCACCUUGUGCUUUACUUAUCAAUGGGGAAAAGAAGCUGAGCAGUGGAUGGUGCUUGUAACAAUCAAAGCUGUGUGGAGUGGCAUAUCAGUCAGAACUAAUAGAAUCAAAUACUGGCAGACAAUACAUACAGUGCAGAAUUUUUUCAUUUCUGGGUGGAAAAUGUCUCCUGUAGUGAAAAUGAUAAUGGAUAGCAGGCAUUCAUUGAAAGCAAAUUUCCUGAAAGGGGGGCUAGGGGGAACCAAUGUAAUACAGUAUGAAGCAUAAACUUGUUCUUGGCCAAAUUCUCUGAUCCAGUUUCUGACCAAGCAGUGGUUGGAUCAACAUUGCUGAAAAGAACCUUAAAAUUUUAAGACUAAAAUACACUCCCCAUGGAUUACAAACUUUGUUAUUACUGUCUCAAGAAGUUGGGGAUAUACAGUUCCUUAAAUGUUUAGAUAGUUGUAUAGCAUACAGCUCUGUUUAAUUGCUACAAUAUUGUUUUACUCAGUGUUAAAAAGCAUUACAGAUUUGAACUCCAGAGAAAUGGUAGCUUAAAUGAGCUUGGUAUUUACAACCUUGAUUACAGAAAUCCUCUUGGAGAAAUAAUUUCACUGAAAGAUUCCCUUUUGCUUACAUUAAAAUCAGUUGCCCAGUUAGACUACACUUAGUUUUCUGAAAAAGCCACUACAGCUGCUUUCCAAAUGCUGGAUCCUCCUGCAAAAAUUUUAUUUUAACGCUUUCAGAAACUCAUCAGAAAUAUUGAUGUUACAUUACUGAGGAAAUUGAAGCUGUCUAAGGGAUAAAUUUUAACUUUAUUUUUGUAGCACACACAAAAUGUUUGCUGCCAUUAAAUGUAAAAAUGUUGCAAUGACAAUAGGCUCGAAUUCUUGUUACUGUAGAAUGCAAACAUUUUGGCACAGGGUAGGUCUAAGGCUUCAAGUUUUAAUUCAGAAACGAUUUGUAAAUUCAGAACAACUGAAACUAGGGUUGUGGAUAAGCUAAAAGUAUUCUGAGGUUUUAACUUUCUUUUUAUGUAGCUUCAUUAUCCUUGUAUAUUCCCUAUUACUUUUGGUGAAUGUUUAUCUUGUAAUCAGUUGUCCAGGAACCUGCAGUUCCACAGCUAUAUUGCCCAGACUUCUUCAGACGUAGUACUGAGUUGUCCCAAGCUACUUGUAAAUGGUAACUGCUGAAAUGAAAUAACACACACAAAACAGUUUUUUAGCUGACUGUUCUAUUUGGUGCAGGGCUGUUGGUUGGAUAAACUUCAGACUUGUGUUCCAAAGCUGCUCAAGGAUAAAGCUCUUCCUGUGGUCUGACUCUGAAUAAAUUGCUACAUUACUGGUUUACAGUAGAAAGAAAUUACAGAAAAUACAGCUUUUCAGUCUCUAUUUCUUGCUUAAGUAGAAUGCCUGUUAAUAAACACUUGGAUGAGUGGAGCUGGAGGCUGUAUCACAGGUCACUAAUGUGGGCAUCGAGGGCUGAAAAAAGAACAUGGGCUAACAGUUCUUAACCUGAGCUGGAGAAUGUUUUGAAGCUUCAUUUAGAUCCUUACAUGUUCAGUUGGUGCAUUCUUUCAGUCUCAUAUCAAGCUCACUGUAAAGUGAAUGCAGCAAGUAAUCUGUAUCAUUCUAGUCACUGAAGUGGAACUACUUUGCUCAGCCUUUGAGAAGGCCCUAUUCACUAAGGUUUGUUUCUCUACGUUUGAAAGCAAGAAUAUUUAGCAUUACUGUUACAGGCCUGCUAGAGCCACGCGUGCUUGAACAUCCUAGGGUCUUGUGGAGGGAGAGAGGGAGAAGUCUCAAGAAAUGCAUCUUUCUAGAAAGAGAAGAAUGUGGCACUUAGUAGGAGUAACUCAGGUGCUUUGCCACACUUCACAGCUGAAAUGUUUAAAUUUACUGACAUGUCUUCAUUAUACCUGAAAUAUAUGGAGCAUGUCUUUCUCUUUCCUGAACUUUUACAUAGUUUUGUUUUUCCAGGAUGUUUUCAGAAACCAAAAAUAGUCUUGAGGACCAAAUGUGUUUAUUUUUGACAAAAUGUAAAGAGAAUGCUGAAGGGGCUUCAGCUGUUGCUGUAAUACUGCUGAAGAGGUUCAGAGUCACUAUGUGAUUCUGUUAAAAGCAGAAGGCUUCAAAAAUUAGCAAUAAUUGCAAAGGACUUGCAGACCAAAGGAAGGAAUGUUUAGUAUUAAGGUAGUUCUUGGAGCACAGUGUGUUCAAGGCCCUCUUAAAUUCAGGGAAUGUUUGGCUAUGACUUUGCUGCUCUACACUUUAACAGUAUUUUGUACAGAACAUAAUCCGAGACCUAGCAUUUUAUAUGCCACUUUUGUGUAUGAAUGAGUUCAACAGAUUUUGCAUAUUUUAUUGUCUUUGAUAACAUAAUAAAGUUGAUCUAAUACUGUC
This is a messenger RNA of Dromaius novaehollandiae (emu), 4508 nucleotides long. RefSeq names its product phospholipase A2 group XV (gene PLA2G15). Bases 204 to 1457 code for a protein of 417 amino acids. The transcript is spliced from 6 exons. NCBI's taxonomy places the organism in Eukaryota, Metazoa, Chordata, Aves, Casuariiformes, Dromaiidae. The record is from RefSeq and is a predicted model, not a curated record. Gene Ontology annotation, biological process: ceramide metabolic process; phosphatidylcholine metabolic process. Gene Ontology annotation, cellular component: lysosome.